AUGCGGCUACGCGGCCUCAUGCUCCUUACCACCAUGCUCACUUUCCUUGUGGUGCUCUGGGCUACAACCUCUUCGCUGGUUGGCUCGAUCAUGGUUGGAUCGGUGGUCAUACUGUCACGGUAACCUACGUCCUUCAUCGACAUGCAUCUAUGGAAUCUCGACACAAACCUCCAACUUGAAGUCGGUCCACUCCUCCAACACGAAGGUGAAGUAAACUGGGCAGCCCUUUCCGCUGAUGGAAAGCUGCUAGUCACUGGUUGCAGCAACGAAAACGUGUACGUGUGGGACAUUCAAGCCAUCUUCAAGGAAGCUGGCCUUGAAGACCUCCUUCGGCCUUCAUCUGAUGUUACAGCUCAAGAGUCAUUGACAGAUGCGGAUGCUACGCAGGCCGUGGAUGAUGAACUUUCGCCAGGUUUUUUCAACGAUGCCACAGAUGGCGCUAAUUCCUCUGGAGCGUACGCUAACUAUCACCGUUCCUCUUCCCGCCGUCCUCGCCCUCCUGCAUCCUCUUUUGGGGGCGCAAGAGCUCUCUUUGGUCGCCUUCCAGCCGCUCUCACUCCAAGACUAAUGGAUCAACUGAACUCCAGCAAUGCCCAAGGCGGGCCUCAUUGGUUCCUGGGCCUCGUAUCGUCGAUGUUGCUGCAGUGAAAGACAGAGAGGUUAUAUUCACUGCUCCCCCGCCGCCAGAAAAAGCACAGCAGCAAACUCAAUCGCACGAAUCAUCCACAACACAGCCUGCUUCAGGUACUAAUCCUACUACCCCACGUCCCAGAUAUGCACUACCUGUCUGAUUAUUGGCUCAUCUUGUGCUUUUUCUCUGCUGCGCAUCGCCUCAAGACGCCGAUGCCAAUGCACAACCAACACAUCAGCAAGGUCAAUCAACAGGUCAAGCCCGCCCCCAGGCGUCAUCAUUGCAGACUCAGUCUACUGCCGCUUCGGCAUCUACGACACCUGCUCCUGCGACUAGUCCUACCGCGCCA
Molecule: messenger RNA, 980 nt
Organism: Suillus fuscotomentosus
Lineage: Eukaryota; Fungi; Basidiomycota; Agaricomycetes; Boletales; Suillaceae
Exons: 5
Coding region: 142-648 (168 amino acids)
Molecular function (GO): protein binding
Source: RefSeq, a predicted model, not a curated record